CUCGAUUUUCCCCAGAUUUUUCACUAUAAACAAAACCAUCAAAUUUUCUCUUCAUUCCAUCACCAUAUGAUUCUAAUCACACAAGAUUCAUAGACAAUUGCCGCUGUCCACACAGGAGGAGCCGCCUCCGCUGCCCCAGACAAGAGUUCCAGCUAUAGCUUCGUCUUCCUCUUGGGUCUGAUUUUACUCGUAGCCGACGGAUCAGUCAGCCCAGCAGCAAGUCUCCUACGGAUUAUUCAGUGCCGCGCCUCAGCAGUAGCCACUAGCCGUGUUAAAUCGGUGACAACUGGUGAUUCAGUUGGUUGAUGAAUGCAACAAGGCACUUUAGGUAUAAUUAGGAGUGAUGGAACAGAUUACGCAAAGGCAUGAUCAUGAAUUGGAUGAAGAAGAGUACAUAUUGAUGGAUUUGGAUAAUGUUGCGGACCAAAUUACUAUUCCCCCAAACGCCCCCUAUGUUCUUUCGGGCCUUGAUACGUUGAACCCCAUUUUGAACAUUGAUGGAAAAAUUAAGCUGGUUGGAGAAUAUGUGGACACUAUUGGGACAUGCCUUGUGUUUGGUGAAAGUGAUGAUUCUGCAAUGGUUCAUGAAGAAAAUAGCCCAUCCGAAGCUAACAUUAUAUCAGGAAAAUGUGUAUCAGAUCCUACGCCAACGCCAAGUAAGCAAGUAAGGCCGAUAACUCAGCUUCAUAAGAUUCUCAAGUUCAGAUUAUUUCGGGAUGGUGAAAAUGAAGCGGAAAAAUAACAAAACCCGGUAUAAUUUCAAACCCAUUGUUGGGUUUUGACUUUUGAGGGUCAAGAUGUACACAAUGUUACCCCGGUAAAAAAAGAUGCUUUAAAACAAAUCAUCUCAUUAGUGUUUCAUAUAUAGUUAAAAUUUCCUCUUUUCAAACUUGUAUACUUCCCAAGUUGUAUACUUAAUUUUACAUUCAAUUUAUUUAAAUAAUAGCACAAAUUUAGA
Cuscuta campestris is the source of this 958-nucleotide messenger RNA. The record is from the annotation of a GenBank genome assembly. Lineage: Eukaryota; Viridiplantae; Streptophyta; Magnoliopsida; Solanales; Convolvulaceae.